GCUGUUGCUGCUGCUGCUGUCGCUGCUCGGGAUUUCUUGGCUGUGGGGAAGAGCAGUGGCCGAUCUGUUGCUGCUGCUGCCCUUGGUGAUGCGCAGCCCAAUCCAAUUAGCUGUCACCUCUAGAGCCUCUCUGGCAGCUCCAGGCCUGAGUGUGUGUUAGUGUGUGUGUUAGUGUGUGUGAGUGUGUGAGUGGGGCUGCAGUUCCCUGCCACAGCCCAGCCUAUCGCAGCAGCCUCAGGAUGCUCUCUGCUCCGCACAGCUCAAUCGCCCCUUCCUAGCGGUCCCACUAGCUGUCAAGUCGCUGCUUCAUGGCUUUUCUGCUACUUUUCCCUUCUUUCCAUAUUCUGCUGUAGAACUGGGUCAAACAAGGCAUGGGACUAUCUCUCACCGAACAGGGGCUUCACCCGCAUCCCCUCUAACAGGAGCACCCAAGUGUUGGUGAAGGAAUGAGCCUACCUUCCACUGGAAGAGAUCACAUUAAACAAGCUUGAUGCACUGAAUUAUCCAUCUCCCUUGGAGUCUACAAAAAUAUUGUGACAUCUCAUUUUUCCCCAUGACUGCUCAGUUAAAGAAACUGAUAUAACAACUUAAUUUCCUGCAAUAUGGCAGAAAAAGCUCCCCCUGGACUCAACAGGAAAACUUCAAGGUCAACUCUGUCUCUUCCUCCAGAGCCGGUGGAAAUCAUUCGAAGCAAAGCAUGUUCACGGAGGGUAAAAAUAAAUGUAGGGGGUCUGAACCACGAGGUUUUGUGGCGGACUUUAGACCGAUUGCCAAGGACAAGAUUAGGGAAACUAAGGGACUGCAAUACUCAUGAAAGCCUCCUGGAAGUAUGCGAUGACUAUAACUUGAAUGAAAAUGAGUAUUUUUUUGACCGACAUCCAGGAGCAUUUACUUCCAUUUUAAAUUUCUAUAGGACGGGAAAGUUACAUAUGAUGGAGGAAAUGUGUGCACUGUCAUUUGGUCAGGAACUUGAUUAUUGGGGAAUUGAUGAAAUAUAUCUAGAGUCCUGUUGCCAGGCUAGAUAUCAUCAGAAAAAAGAACAGAUGAACGAGGAGCUGAGACGAGAGGCAGAAACACUAAGAGAAAGGGAAGGUGAAGAAUUUGAUAAUACGUGUUGUCCAGAAAAAAGGAAAAAGCUCUGGGACUUACUGGAAAAACCCAAUUCAUCUGUAGCUGCAAAGAUUUUGGCCAUUAUAUCAAUCCUGUUCAUCGUACUGUCAACCAUUGCAUUAUCACUGAACACACUUCCUGAUUUGCAAGAAACUGACGAGUUUGGACAACCCAAUGACAACCCACAGCUGGCACACGUUGAAGCUGUAUGCAUUGCUUGGUUCACCAUGGAGUAUCUUCUGCGUUUCCUUUCUUCUCCAAACAAAUGGAAGUUUUUCAAAGGUCCUUUGAACAUCAUUGAUCUGUUGGCCAUUUUACCAUAUUAUGUCACCAUUUUCCUCACUGAGUCAAACAAAAGUGUGCUUCAGUUCCAGAAUGUAAGGCGUGUUGUCCAAAUAUUUCGAAUCAUGAGGAUAUUGCGAAUCCUUAAGUUGGCCAGACAUUCCACGGGGCUUCAGUCAUUAGGAUUUACCCUCAGACGGAGUUACAAUGAACUGGGAUUACUAAUAUUAUUUUUGGCAAUGGGGAUUAUGAUUUUUUCCAGUUUGGUGUUUUUUGCUGAAAAAGAUGAGGACGCAACAAAGUUUACUAGCAUACCAGCAUCAUUUUGGUGGGCUACAAUUACCAUGACUACAGUUGGCUAUGGGGACAUAUAUCCUAAGACAUUACUAGGUAAAAUAGUUGGGGGUCUUUGUUGCAUUGCUGGUGUGUUGGUUAUAGCAUUGCCUAUACCAAUUAUAGUGAAUAACUUUUCUGAGUUCUACAAAGAGCAGAAACGGCAGGAGAAGGCAAUAAAGAGAAGAGAGGCACUUGAAAGGGCAAAGAGAAAUGGAAGCAUCGUGUCUAUGAAUCUUAAAGACGCAUUUGCACGCAGUAUGGAACUGAUUGAUGUUGUAGUAGAUAAAUCAGCAGAUGGGUCUAAUAAAAUGGAGAAGCCAAGUGAUAAUCAUUUAUCCCCAAGUCGAUGGAAAUGGUCACGAAGGACUUUAUCUGAAACAAGUUCAAACAAAUCAUUUGAUAAUAAGUAUCAGGAGGUGAGUCAACACGAUUCCCAAGAACAACUCAACAAUGCUUCUUCUAGCCCACAGCAUCUCAGUGCUCAAAAACUAGAGGAGCUGUACAAUGAGAUAACAAAAGCUCAGUCACAUCCCAGUGUCAAUUCAUCCUUCCAGGAACAGGCUGCUGUUCCACCUGCAUAUGAAGAAGAAAUAGAAAUGGAGGAGGUUUCAACAAAAAAGACUCAACUUUCAGUGGCUCAGAAAGAUAUAGUCACUGACAUGAGAAGUGUUUCCAGCAUAGAUAGUUUUGCAAGUUGUGCAACUGAUUUUACAGAAACAGAAAGAUCUCCCCUUACGCCAUACCCUGGAAGUAACCUUGAAAUCCGGUUCCCUUCCUACACAGUGCCUGAGGAAGGCCAUGACGGGAACGUGACUCAGAUUUUGCCACGCUCCAAAUACAUGGGUUUUGCUCCCAAAGAUGUUACUUUUGAAUAUAAGUUAUCUGAGCGUUCUAAUAAAAAUGAUAAUGGAACCCCUAAAAUAUUACUGCAAGACCAAGCUGGAAAUGAAGUAGAAAGCCCUGAAUGCUCUCUGAGAAGGAAUAAUCCCCUAAGAUCACGGUCUCUCAAAGUCAAUUUCAAAGAAGGAAAGGGCAUGUCUCAAGCAGGCCCAACAAACUUUACAAGUGCUUUGCCAGUAAACAUGAUAGACCAUCCCUUGUACACCCAUCUGCAGCUAAGCACAAUUUUCCUGCGAGAUUAUCCAUCUCAGGAGCAGCCAUCAAACUUGCAAACAGAUUCAUCAAGUGAGCAUUCCAGAUCCUUGCAGGUGUCUCCAAAGCAUAAUCCCAAACUUUUUGCGCUCCCUUCGAACAUGAAAAGCAGUUUCACUGAAAUUGGCACCGAAGACGAAGACUUUAUGCAAAUUUGUGGCGAAAAAAACAAUACUCAGGAGAACAUGAAAACAAACUGCACUGAGGAAAAGCCUGAAGGACACUUUGUGAACCUUGAAACGUCUGUGCUCUCACCACAGAAAAUCGUAAGUCAGAACUGUACUCAGGACAUUUACCUCCCAGAGGUGGAUUCAAAUCAGGAAACAAAUCAGGAAGAGAGCAAGGUGGAAAAUCAUCUGUUUGUCCCAGAAGUCCACCCGGACACGGGGGAGACAGGUUAUUGUCAAACACGUGAGACCAGCAUGUGACUAGUUGCAAAAGCAAUAAUGACUUAAUGACUUUUCCCCCCAAAAGCACUAAGGAUGGUUAUGCCUGCAAACUGAAGAAGAGAAGCUUUGAGGAUGAACACAAACCAUUAAUUUUGCAUGGCAUGAAGGAUUGCUUAGUUUCUAUAGUUCAUGAGAUACACUUUUUUUUAAACAAGACACAAGAUGUUUCUAAUAAAGAGAGCGUUGCUCUGAGCUGCUGUACUGCAUAUCCUGGCAUUUUGAUCUUUUAAACUGUAGGUGAUGCCCGUCCUGCAGCACUCUAGCAUGCUAGGCGUUGUAAUUGAUUCACAGCUAUAGGGCAGCAGUUGGGAUUAAGAAGUCAGCGCAUACAUGCCGAAGGAUAAGGUGCUUUGAGCUUUAAGAAAGCCUACAUGUGUACAUAUGUUACCUAGAAGAGAGAGUUUUAAAAGUAUAUAGGGUAUAUAUAUAUAUGAAUAUACUGUAUAUGGGAAACUGGGGCAUAGGUACUUCCUUCACAGUAUACACUGCUCAGAGGAUCUGUACAGACAUGUUGCACAAUUGCAACCAUUGCAUGACUUUGUCCAGUGCUCUACAGGUCUGCAUUCCAAUGCACUGAUCUCCGUUGUGUGGCAGGCUUUAGUAACACUGGAAAUGUUAUGCAGAUUAAAUAUAACGCUUUGUGUUCGGGAAACAUUUGUUGGUAUAUAUGAAGAGAAUAUUUUUUAUUUAUUGUGCUAUAAAUCACUGCAGAUUUUUUGCUGUGCAUAAUAACUGUUUUUUUUCCCUUUUUGUUUUUUUCAUUUCUUAUUAAAAAUAAAGUUACAAAAAAUAGGCGAGAUUUGUUGACCAGAUUCACGGGUGUGAAGACUGAUGUUUUGCCAAUAUGUUAUCAAUAAUAAUGUCCCACAGUCAGAUCCAAAGGUACAUUUAUUGAUCGCCACAUAACUAGUGCCAAUUGCCUCGAUAUAACCCCCUUUGUCUGUCCAUAUUUAAUGUCAUUUUUUCUUUGGUCCAAAUUUCUGUAUGUUGUAUUUUCUCUGUUAAGUGCUUAUUUCUUUUAUUUAGUGAAAAUGUCAUUUCAGCACACACCCCUGUCCGCACACACAAAAAUACAUCCGACACAGUUUUAGCAUAUUCAUAGAUUCUCCAUUAAAUACUGUUGUAGAGAAAGACUCAUUUUGACAUUCUGUGUUAUUAAAUAAACAGGGGAAGGGCAACUCUGGCACCUUAUAAUAUACGGGUAUAGGAGAGAGUUCAUUUGACAUAUACUAUGUAACGCACAGCUACCCUAAACCAUAUACAGCUCAGGUUUGGUAUUGAAUGCUUAUUUCUUAUUAAAUGCACAUUCUGUCUUUCCCACUAA
Messenger RNA from Xenopus tropicalis (tropical clawed frog), 4653 nucleotides. RefSeq names its product potassium channel, voltage gated Shab related subfamily B, member 2 (gene kcnb2). Gene Ontology annotation, molecular function: monoatomic ion channel activity; voltage-gated potassium channel activity. The transcript has 3 exons. The record is from RefSeq and is a predicted model, not a curated record. Bases 603 to 3308 code for a protein of 901 amino acids. Gene Ontology annotation, cellular component: dendrite; membrane; perikaryon. Gene Ontology annotation, biological process: protein homooligomerization; potassium ion transport; monoatomic ion transport. Lineage: Eukaryota; Metazoa; Chordata; Amphibia; Anura; Pipidae.